CGUAUUUAGCUCAAUAUAGUACAUUGCCGGGCGCAUUCGAACAGAAUCUUUUUGUACACGGAACUGGUUUGCCUCGUCAUCCCUAUCCAAUUUUUUCGAUCAGAUAGAAUUCAUUUUAGAGAGAGACAAUGAGGAUCGAACGAGAUAGUGAUGCAGUCUCGGCUUCCAGGGAGCACCUGGUCUUCGCUUACUAUGUUACCGGCCAUGGUUUUGGCCAUGCCACUCGUGUUGCUGAGGUGGUGCGGCAUCUAAUUCUUGCCGGGCAUGAUGUCCACGUGGUCACUGGUGCUCCUGAGUUCGUGUUUACCUCUGAUAUUCAAUCUCCUCGUCUCUUCAUCCGCAAGGUGCUUUUGGACUGUGGAGCUGUUCAGGCCGAUGCAUUGACCGUUGAUCGCCUUGCAUCUUUGGAGAUGUACUCCGAAACAGCCGUCAAGCCCCGUGCUUCUAUCUUGGAAAAGGAAACUGAGUGGCUAAACUCCAUCAAAGCUGACUUAGUGGUCUCUGAUGUGGUCCCAGUUGCAUGUCGCGCAGCAGCUGAUGCUGGAAUUCGUUCUGUUUGUGUGACCAAUUUCAGCUGGGACUUUAUCUAUGCGGAAUAUGUCAUGGCUGCUGGGUAUCAUCAUCGUUCAAUAGUUUGGCAGAUAGCAGAGGACUAUUCUCAUUGCGAAUUCCUAAUCCGCCUUCCAGGAUAUUGCCCAAUGCCAGCUUUUCGUGAUGUUAUUGAUGUGCCUCUGGUUGUGAGAAGGUUGCAUAAAUCCCGAAAAGAGGUGAGGAAAGAACUCGGUGUAGCAGAUGAUGCGAAGGUAGUCAUCCUCAACUUCGGUGGCCAGCCAUCAGGAUGGAAGUUGAAGGAAGAGUUCUUACCUUCUGGCUGGUUAUGCCUGGUUUGUGGUGCUUCUGACAGCCAGGACCUUCCACCAAAUUUCAAAAAACUUGCCAAAAAUGCAUAUACACCUGACAUUAUUGCAGCAUCUGACUGUAUGCUUGGAAAAAUUGGAUAUGGCACUGUUAGUGAAGCCCUGGCGUACAAGUGUCCUUUUGUCUUUGUUCGGAGAGACUAUUUCAAUGAAGAACCCUUUUUGAGAAAUAUGCUUGAGCAUUAUCAAAGUGGUGUUGAAAUGAUUCGAAGGGAUUUACUCACUGGUCAUUGGAAACCAUAUCUUGAACGUGCAAUGACUUUGAAACCAUGCUAUGAAGGUGGCAUAAAUGGUGGAGAGGUUGCAGCCCACAUUCUGCAGGAAACAGCUUUUGGGAAAAAUUAUGCAUCAGACAAGCUUAGUGGUGCAAGAAGAUUACGUGAUGCUAUAGUUCUUGGCUAUCAACUACAAAGGGCCCCUGGACGAGAUAUUGCAAUCCCAGAUUGGUAUGCAACUGCUGAGAAUCAACUUGGACACUCAUCCCCACCUUCCUUAGCGGAUGAUGAAAGCUCCAUAUUCAGCUCGCACAGUGAGCAUUUUGAGAUUCUUCAUGGAGAUGUACAAGGUCUUCCAGAUACCGGGGCUUUCUUAAAGACCUUAUCUGAACUGGAUGAGAAACUCACAACACGUGAGCGCAAGGCUGCUGCUAGCCUCUUCAACUUGGAGGAAGAAAUUUUUGUGACGAGAGCUCCUGGAAGGUUAGAUGUCAUGGGAGGAAUUGCUGACUACUCUGGAAGCCUUGUCCUGCAGAUGCCAAUAAGAGAAGCCUGUCAUGUUGCUCUGCAAAGAAUCCAUCCAAGUAAGCAUAGGCUGUGGAAGCAUGCUCAGGCUCGACAGAAUGCCAGAGGGGAUAAACCAACUGCUGUUUUGCAAAUUGUAUCAUUUGGCUCAGAAUUAAGCAAUCGAGGCCCAACCUUUGACAUGGAUUUGUCUGAUUUUAUGGAUGGAGAGAAGCCAAUCUCAUAUGAAAAAGCAAGGAAAUUCUUUGCUCAAGAUCCUUCCCAAAAGUGGGCAGCAUAUAUUGCUGGAGCAAUUGUGGUCUUGAUGAAUGAAUUGGGCAUACGUUUUGAAGAUAGUAUCAGCAUGCUGGUUUCUUCUGCUGUCCCAGAAGGAAAAGGUGUCUCGUCGUCUGCAUCUGUGGAGGUUGCUAGCAUGCAUGCCAUAGCAGUUGCUCAUGGAUUGAAUAUCAGCCCAAGGGAUCUGGCGUUGCUCUGCCAGAAGGUGGAAAAUCACAUUGUUGGAGCUCCAUGUGGUGUCAUGGAUCAGAUGGCUUCUGCAUGUGGUGAGGCCAACAAGCUUCUUGCAAUGAUUUGCCAGCCUGCAGAAAUAGUUGGCCUAGUAGAAAUUCCCAAUCACAUCCGGGUCUGGGGAAUCGAUUCUGGAAUAAAACACAGUGUUGGAGGCGCAGACUAUGGGUCAGUCAGAAUUGGUACCUUUAUGGGUCGGAAAAUGAUAAAAUCCAGAGCCCGUGAGAUAUUGGCUGAGACACUUCCGGAUGGGUCGAACCAUGAUGAAGUGGAGAAUGAUGAUAUAGAACUGAUGAGCAAAGAAGCCUCUUUAGAUUACUUAUGCAAUUUGUCACCUCAUCGGUAUGAGGCUCUUUAUGCUAAGAAUAUUCCCGAGCACAUUGUUGGUGGGACAUUUUUGGAGAAAUUUGCUGAUCAUAAUGAUCUUGUCACAGUUAUUGAUGAAAAGCGUACUUAUGCAGUGAAAGCUCCUACCAUACACCCCAUCUAUGAAAAUUUCCGUGUCAAGACAUUCAAAGCACUGUUGACCUCGGCAACUUCGGCUGAUCAACUCUCAGCCCUGGGAGAAUUGUUAUAUCAGUGCCACUACAGCUACAGUGCUUGCGGACUUGGAUCUGAUGGGACAGAUAGGCUUGUGCAAUUGGUUCAAGACUUGCAGCAUAGUGCAACCUCCAUAAUCGAAGGUGGCACCUUAUGCGGAGCCAAGAUCACUGGUGGGGGUUCCGGCGGGACGGUCUGCGUAAUUGGUAGGAAUUGUCUGAAGAGCAACCAACAAAUUUUUGAGAUUCAGCAAAGAUACAAAAAAGCCACCGGUUACUUGCCCUAUAUUUUUGAGGGUUCAUCACCAGGUGCCUGUAAGUUUGGCUACUUGAAAAUACGUCGCCGGGCUCCUUUAAAUCAUUGCUGAUCAGAGUUCUGCUCCCCAAAAAGUCAAUUCAUCAGAGGAGAACUUUGAGGCUAUACUUAAAUUUCAUAGAAGUUAUAUUAAAUAUUUAUGUCUUUCAAUUAAUAUGGUGGCGGAUGCCUUUGAAUUAUACUCUAAUAAACAUCCCUAUUAUUUUUAAUGCGAACAUUUUUCCUUAUUUAA
Molecule: messenger RNA, 3251 nt
Organism: Neltuma alba
Lineage: Eukaryota; Viridiplantae; Streptophyta; Magnoliopsida; Fabales; Fabaceae
Product: L-arabinokinase
Exons: 30
Coding region: 129-3071 (980 amino acids)
Molecular function (GO): ATP binding
Source: RefSeq, a predicted model, not a curated record